This is a messenger RNA of Python bivittatus (Burmese python), 2587 nucleotides long. RefSeq names its product ubiquitin conjugating enzyme E2 T (gene UBE2T). Lineage: Eukaryota; Metazoa; Chordata; Lepidosauria; Squamata; Pythonidae. The record is from RefSeq and is a predicted model, not a curated record.
UUACACAUGUUUGUUCCCGCUGGUUGAGGCCUUGUGGCGCGCUUUUCCGAAGUUUCCCGUCAGUCCGGCCUCCUGAGCUCAGCGAGGUCUUUUCCGGGCCGCUGGAGCGGAGGGCAUUCAGUCUCCCAGUUUCGGUUCUCGGACUCCUGCCGGCUCCCAGGCGCGAAAAACAGGCGAGGCCGAUUCCUUCUCUACGUAGGCGGGCAGUUUGCCCUCCAGGGUCGCUGUCCCGUUGCUCCGAGCGGAGAGCCUUGACUGAGCGGGCUUGUGGCGGAGGGAGUGCAAUGCAAAGGGCUUCACGGCUGAAGAGAGAGCUGCAGUUACUGACCACAGAGCCACCACCAGGUAUUACCUGCUGGCAGAAUGGAAAUCACAUAAAUGAACUUCGAGCCCAAAUAUUAGGAUGUGCAAACACCCCAUAUGAAAAAGGAAUUUUUGACUUGGAAGUAGUUGUGCCUGAAAGGUAUCCAUUUGAACCUCCAAAAAUGCGCUUUCUUACUCCCAUUUACCAUCCCAACAUUGACUCGGCUGGAAGAAUUUGCCUGGAUGUUCUUAGAUUACCACCCAAGGGUGCUUGGAGGCCAUCCCUGAACAUUGCUGCUUUGCUAACUUCCAUCCAGAUCCUUAUGAAUGAACCCAAUCCUGAUGACCCUCUCAUGGCUGAUAUAUCUUCAGAGUAUAAAUACAACAAGCAAGCAUUUCUCAAAAAUGCCAGACAAUGGACAGAAAAAUAUGCAAGCCAGACAACAAUGCCUUUAGAAAUCAACGAAGAAAAUCACAAAAGCGGGACUGACCUCCCAAAAGAUUCCAGUGUUUCCCAGAAAAGGAAAGGAAGCAAUAUAAGUGGAUUGUCCAAAAAAUCUCGCUUAGAAACAUAAUGAUUUCCUGCUAUAGUACUUCAGUGGCUGUUGCUGUUUGUUCUUAGUGUAAUUUUCCAUCCUUUAAAUAGGCUUGAUGCAAUUAAUAUACUGUUUACUCAUUAUGUAAUGCUAGUCUUAUUGUGUCAGUGACAUGAUGUCCAGUGUGGCAUAUUAUUUAAAAAUCUUCUUACACUAUUUCUGUAGCAUACUUUAAUCUUUCCGUGAAGAGUAUCUUCCACUGUACUUUGUGUAUAUUUAGAAUGAAAGCAUGAAUAAAUAGUAAUUUGAAUUUGUUAUGACUGAUGUCAUGAAUGGAUUGUAAACAGUUGCUUUUGAUAGUUAAAAAUGCUAUGUGGUUUCUUCAUCUUCACUUGCUACACUAUGAAUAAAUAUAAAGAUGUAUAUACUUGCUGUUUUUCAGCUUUGGAAGUCAUACUAUACUUUUGGCAAACUGCAUAUUGGUCUGAACAACUCAGACUUUCAAGGAUGAAUCCAUCCAUCCAUACAUUUAAAUGUAUUUUCAUUAGUAGGAAAAAACUAAGGCUUUAUCCAGUUGUAGAAUAGUUGGUUAGAGGGAGAAAGAAACUGUAAGAACCAUAUGAAUGCUAUAACCCUGACCUCAUUUGAACAUGUCGAUUUUUUCCCACCUGGCUUUUGGUUUUCUUUCUAGCAGACCUACAGUAUAUUAACUCUGAUAUGUGAUAUGAAACUACACUGCAGCAAGCCUGCUGUUAUACAGAGUGAAUUAGGGGAACCCCUAUCAUUUCUCAUUUUACAGUUUGGGAAUGUAAAUGUUUAGUUUACAGCCAUGUGCCAAUUUUAGAAUCUCCAGAUGUUUAGAUAUACUUUAUUGGGCACUAGAAGAAGAAGAGCUUCACCUUAAAUUUCUUUGCAGCUACUUGAUUUUGAGGGACGUUUCUUCCCAUUAUAUGCUUUCUCUAAAUUUAGGGUUAACAAUGGAUACAAAACCAUCAAAAGAAAUUGAUUUUUUUUUCAUUUCAAAGAGGUAGACGAGGGAGUUUUGUACAUAUGUGUGAAUAUAGAUCCUUAGUCCUGUGUACAUGUUCAGUUUGUAGCAGUACACACAAUCUAUUCGAAAUACUUCUGCAAGAUUCCAUUCCUCAUGCUUUUGUAUUUGCUCUCUAGCUUUUUUUUCUCUUUUAAUAGUCAGUAUGCUCUGGCUGGUAAGCAUGCUCAGUUUUCAUUAGGUUCUUUAUAUAAGUGGUAAUGGGAAUUGCCUACAGACCUAUUAUUCCCCAGUGGACCUGCUUCAGCCAAAAUUCUGGUUGCAUAUGUCAUCUGUGUACAUGCAGUUAGAAGAAAAUAAAUAUUCAGCGAAUUCUUUAGAACACAUUGCACAUUUCCUGCAAAGCACAUAGUAAACUAUACAAUUAUAGACAUUUACCAAAAAGCAGGGUUUGGAUUUUAUUGUAUCAUAUAAUCUCUAUAUCCUUAAAAUUCGGUGAUCUCUUAAAAUCUUGAUUUUAUUUUCAUUUAUACCAGGUCUGUCCUAACACUGACAUGUAAAAAUACUUAAUUGCCAUAUUAUAUUAUUACCAUAUUAUCAGUCUGUAUUUUUGUUAAAAAUAUGUUCUGAACUACUAUUUGAAGGUAAUAAAUAAACUUAGAUUUACAGUAUUUUCAGAACUGGAAAACCUGAAUUUAAGUCAUAACAUCUUCAACAGCUGUUCACAACCCAUUUCUAAUAAACUGCAGCUUUCUAUGUG